GCCCCUUCUUGACACUUUGAGACGAUUUGUGCCCGUUUGUUGGAGUCUCGCAUCAGCUAGACUUGAAUCAUUUCUUCUUUAUAUACAUUGAAACCUACCUUCACUCUUCAAGAGCUGUUCUAAAAAGUAAUCUAACGAGGUUUCACAUAUUAUUUUGCCAAAGGAAACAUCAAGACCAAGAAAGAUGGGUAGUGGGUAUAAUGGGGAGAAAGGACUGUUUUCUCAUCUUGUUGGAUAUGGUGGUGGUGGUGGACAUUAUCCUCCACAACAUGGAACAUAUCCUCCUCAAGGAUAUGGUUAUCCUUCUGGUGGAUACCCUCAAGCCAGUUAUCCUCCUUAUGGUGGAUAUCCACCACAAACCACUGGUGGUUAUCCUCCCGUAGCCUAUCCUGGUUCAUCUGCUCCAUAUCAUCAUUCAGGGCAUGGAGGCACUGGUAUGGGAUUCCUAGCUGGUGGUGCAGCAGCUGGAGCUGCUGCAUAUGGGGCUCAUCAUGGGUACGGAUCCCAUGGUCAUGGAUCCUAUGGUCAUGGAUCCCAUGGUUAUGGUGGUUAUGGGCAACACCACGGUAAGUUCAAGCAUGGAAAGUUUGGUAAGCAUGGAGGAGGCAAGUAUGGAAACCACAAGAUGUGGAAAUGAGUUUGAUUUAUUUGUGUAUUGUGUUUGCCCUCUGAGUUUGUUUACUGUUCUUCGAAUAAUUUGUUUACUGGUUUGUAACUAGAACUCUACAAAGAAGUAGUUGAUUUGGUAAUAAAAAGGAAAUAAGAGGGCAAACUUUGUUAGAACUUUUGUGGAUCAUUUAUUAGCAAGUCAUUAAUUUGUAUC
Molecule: messenger RNA, 823 nt
Organism: Cynara cardunculus var. scolymus (artichoke)
Lineage: Eukaryota; Viridiplantae; Streptophyta; Magnoliopsida; Asterales; Asteraceae
Product: glycine-rich protein A3-like
Exons: 3
Coding region: 185-637 (150 amino acids)
Source: RefSeq, a predicted model, not a curated record